Molecule: messenger RNA, 583 nt
Organism: Brassica oleracea var. oleracea
Lineage: Eukaryota; Viridiplantae; Streptophyta; Magnoliopsida; Brassicales; Brassicaceae
Source: RefSeq, a predicted model, not a curated record
GUUUAAAUACAGCUUUCUUUUUGUGGUUUCGGAAAGGAGGAACUUUGGAAUCUCUUGUAAGAAAAAUAUGAGCACGAAAAAAGAGAGCAGACUACGCAAGUACAUGAAGGUUCCCAUAAAGAUGGUGGUGAAAGCUAGAGACUUGUACAUACAAAGCAUGAACCAAUUAUCUUCCCAUGACCUUGGCGGCGCCAUGUCUUUGGGAAUACCAGUCUGCUCCGUAAGCUCUCUAUCACGAAGUCUCAGCGCAAGCCACUCCCAAAAUUCCGCGAGGUCCAUAGAGGAUCGUGUAGCUGAACGUAGAUCCGCAUCAGCUAGGAGUACGACCGCUGAUACGCGCCAUGGACCGUCCACGAAAUUGAAAUUGAGGAAGGCUAAGAGUGUGAGAAGUUGUGAUGAUUAUCAUAGGUUUGAGAGAAUUGAUGAGACAAGUCCUUUGAUUAAUUUCGGGCGUAAUCACAAGAUGACUCAAAGGAGUAAGAGUUACAGUGUUGCCAAGUAUACUUAUGCUCUCCAGUAACUAUUGUAUGUAAUAUUCCGUAUCUUGUUUGAUCCAAUGAUUGAGUGGUUUACGUAAUUAAGA